Molecule: messenger RNA, 1202 nt
Organism: Silurus meridionalis
Lineage: Eukaryota; Metazoa; Chordata; Actinopteri; Siluriformes; Siluridae
Product: C-type lectin domain family 4 member E-like
Exons: 9
Coding region: 164-1075 (303 amino acids)
Source: RefSeq, a predicted model, not a curated record
UGAAUUUUGGCUGCUGCCAUUUCUCACUAAAACAGCGACGACCCUACAACACCGGAUGCUACGCAGCUACAAAAGUUGAACUACCAGUGACACAAAUGACUUGUGCUUGCUAGUGUAAAUGUGGUUGAAGUAUAUAGUGUGAAAGCUGUAGCAAGGUUUGGAAAUGCAAGGCAACUUUGAAGAUAUCCGUUUUCAUGAUAUGGACAGUAGUAAAAACUACAAGGCUUCAUCAGAUGAUGAUAUAUAUGUGAACACAGAGGACUUCCAUCCAAAACCCCCAAAAUGUGCAGAUAUCUCAAAGCACACUGAGUUGAAAAACAACAAGAAAACAGGAAAGAUCUUCAUAUCUGCAUUUAGUGUCCUCCUAAUUCUUUGUGCUUUAUCAACACUCUGUGUUAUAGGGAUCUUUUAUCACAAUAAAGUGGUCUCAUAUGAGAUAUUAAGUAAGAAGUAUGCCAAUAUUACCACAACACUGAUGGUGCAUGAACGCAUAACCACAGAGACAGAGAGAACAUUUGAGGAACUAAAAGUGAAAUAUCAGCAAGUUCAAGAAAUUCUCUCUUCAUGCAAUGAGAACAAAACAGUCUAUGAAGAACAGAAGGAAAAGUGUCAGAAGGUUCAGGAAGAGCUUUCUACAUGUAUUGCAAAUAAAAACAGCAGACAAUGUGAGAAUGGAUGGGAGUCUUUUGGUUGGAAGUGUUACUACUUCUCCACUUCUGAAUUGACCUGGACUCAGAGUAGAGAUAAGUGUUUGGGAAAAGGAGGCCACCUGGUGACUAUAACCAGCCGAGCUGAACAGAAUUUUUUAUCUUCACAAAUUCGAGUAACACACUGGAUUGGCCUGAAUGACUUGGAGACUGAAGGAGUGUGGAUGUGGGUGAACAACCUGUCCUUAAAAGACACAGGUUUAAUGUUCUGGUUUAGUGCACCAGAGGGACCAAAUGAGCCUGAUAACUGGAAAAAACAUGAUCCUUCUGGAGAGAAUUGUGGCUCCCUGGGAGAUGAGAGUGGUGCCACAAAUCAUUGGUUUGAUGCUUCUUGUCUUAAGGGGAAACGGUUCAUCUGCGAAAAGUAAAAUACUGCCCAUAUAAUGUGCAAUUUUAAAAAUAAAUGUGCAAAUUUAGCGUAAAAAUAUUGCUUUUGAGGAAUUUUGCAAUCAGUCAAAAUUGGAGGCAGGCUGUCACCGGCGGGGUGACGUCACG